Messenger RNA from Botrytis fragariae, 1245 nucleotides. RefSeq names its product putative kinetochore protein. The transcript has 4 exons. The record is from RefSeq and is a predicted model, not a curated record. The coding region runs from base 1 to 1245 and encodes 414 amino acids. Gene Ontology annotation, cellular component: Mis6-Sim4 complex. NCBI's taxonomy places the organism in Eukaryota, Fungi, Ascomycota, Leotiomycetes, Helotiales, Sclerotiniaceae.
AUGGAGUCCAGCGACCCAACAAUAAUUGAUCUUAAAUCUUCAUUCCUACGCGCACAAAUCUUCGCACUCUCUCAACCUCUUCAACCAUCUCAAGAAUGGCAAGAUUCUAUAUCGGGAGAAGAGAAUACUUUACGACAACGCGCAAUUGAUGAAGCAUUAUUCAAGCUCAAUACUAUCCUGAAACAACAUAACAAGAUCAGCUACCCUCCGCAGGCACAGCGACAUGUUGCUGAACAGAUCGAUCAAUUAUACUGGGCUGCAGGGGAGAGAGAUGUUAAUGUGAAUGGAGAGGAGUGGAGUGAAAAGGGCGCUGACUAUCGCUUGUCAUCUAACAUUGAGAAAUUACCAGAGGAGUGGAGCGAAGAAGCAGAAACGAAGGCACCUAAGCAAGCUGCGAAAUACAAAGAGCUUCAAAAUAAACUGUUGGUACUAAAUGAGAAGCGAAAAGCCGCAAAGGAGAAACUUGAACAAUGUAAAGCUGCCAAGAAAUUACUAGAACCCUUUGAUCAAGCGGAGAAGAAUAUCCAAGAAAACAUUGUUACCAAAAACGGGGAAAUCGAGAAAGAGUUAGAGAGGAUGAGGAUGUUGAUGUUGAGAGUUGAAAGGGGUAUUGUAGGGUUAGAGGGGAAAGAUAGGGAGGAUCAUAUGGAUGUUGACUUGGAAGAGGAUGAUAGGGAGAAGCUUAGCCUUCCAUAUACCAACUUGAAAGCAUCGGAAGAGUUCUACGCAGCUGUAUUAGAGCCUUUGGGCUAUAAAAUGUACCUUCAAACUCGUAAUAAGACUUUCUUUAGACCAAGCUGGCUGUUUCACCCUGAACUUUCCUUGAGACGUGAUAGAUCCUGUGGGCCAAUUGGAGGUACUCGUAUCAUCAUCCAUGCAUCAUCCAGAUCACAAGUCGACAAAUUUUAUGUUCUCGGUCUAGCCAAAUCUAACAACAUCCAAAGCGGAGAGAUCAACGAUUAUUCACAUGCCUAUACAGCUUAUAUCGUCGACUUUGACGGCAAUGUUAUUGAAGCAAUUUACCUAAAAUCAUGGGUGCCCAAGGCCAUCGUCCCAUUUCCAUUGACCCCGGCAGCAAUUUGUGGCGCGCUUUAUCUGGCAGUUGCUUCUUCUAUCUUCAGAGUACUUGGAGGGUGGUACUAUUUUAUCUUCAACGCAAUAGGGAUGUUGACGAUUGCAGAUCUUGUUUAUGUCCAGCUUGACUCGGAGAGGUCAACACAGAGAUUGAAGAUUCUGGACUGCUGA